Molecule: messenger RNA, 1410 nt
Organism: Aspergillus ibericus CBS 121593
Lineage: Eukaryota; Fungi; Ascomycota; Eurotiomycetes; Eurotiales; Aspergillaceae
Gene: rmt2
Product: protein-arginine N5-methyltransferase
Exons: 1
Coding region: 52-1329 (425 amino acids)
Biological process (GO): peptidyl-arginine methylation
Cellular component (GO): cytoplasm; nucleus
Molecular function (GO): protein arginine N5-methyltransferase activity
Source: RefSeq, a predicted model, not a curated record
CACACCACAACCACCCUCCUAACCACUCCCCAGACAUCAACCACCACCACCAUGACCACAAUAACCCCCACCCCAGACAUGGAAAUCAACGUCGACAUCUACACCCAAGAACUCCUCCUCGCGGCCUCCAACCACUCCAUCCCCACCCUCCGCCGCUUAAUCCGCGAGAACCAACUCCCCGGCAACCCCGUCAACGUCAAAGACCCCGAGACCGGAUUCUCACCUCUCCACGCCGCCAUCGCAGCCUACGAGCCUGAAGAGCCCCAACAACCACAGGCUAAUGGCGUUGAGAGCAAUGGCGAGGCAGCAGAGCAAGAGCAAGAGCAAAGCGCGGGAGGCAGCGCCGCUGAAACAGUCAAGUUUCUGCUUCAGGAGGGUGCGAUUUGGAAUGAUCUAGACCUCAACAAUGAGACGCCCGGGUGUGUUGCGAAGAGAAUUGGGGCUGCGGAGUUGUAUGAGAUUAUGGUUGAUGCGGGGGUUAGGGCGGAGUUGUUGUUGGGGAGGUUGGAUGGGUAUGAGGCUUUGUCUGAUGAUGAUGAUGAGGAGGAUGAAGAGGGCGAGGGCGAGGUCGAGGCCGAACAGGAAGCCGAACAACAAGAGGAACCAACCACCACCACCACCACCACCACUGAACCCACGACCGAAACAGAAGAAGCCACCAACCCCUCCGUAACCAAUCCCCGGUACCUCGACUCAACCCUAACCUUCACCAACGACCGACUCCUCGACGCGGACCAAAACGGCGUCAUGAUGGCGUGGGAAUCCACCAUCAUGGAGAAAUCCGCGCAGAAGCUUCUCCCCACCCCGGGUCUCCGGGUCCUUAACAUCGGCCAUGGCAUGGGUAUCGUGGAUACGUUCCUGCAAUCGCAUCAACCGAGCGAACAUCACAUUAUUGAAGCGCACCCGGCCGUGAUCGCCGAGAUGAAGCGCAAGGGGUGGGAUCAGAAGCCUGGGGUGCGGAUCCAUGAGGGCCGGUGGCAGGAGGUGUUGCCGGCGUUGGUGGGUGAGGGGGUGGAGGUGGAUGCGAUUUACUAUGAUACGUUUGCGGAGUCGUAUGCGGAUUUCCGGGAGUUUUUUAGUGAGCAGGUGAUUGGGAUUUUGGAGCAGGAUGGGGGGCGUUGGGGGUUCUUUAAUGGGAUGGGGGCGGAUAGGCAGAUUAGUUAUGAUGUGUAUCAGAAGGUGGUGGAGAUUGAUCUGUUUGAGGCUGGGUUUGAGGUCGAGUGGGAGGAGAUUGAGGUGCCCAAGUUGGAGGGGGAGUGGGAGGGAGUGAGGAGGCCGUAUUGGAUGAUUGAGAAGUAUCGGUUGCCCGUGUGUAAGUUUAUGAACUGAUGGGUGGGGUUGCAUUUAUGUGAUGAUGGUAUAGAAUUUCAUCUGCAGUCUAUUGCAUCUUUAUAAGUUAUAUACACGAGA